This is a messenger RNA of Aplysia californica (California sea hare), 516 nucleotides long. RefSeq lists its product as uncharacterized. The record is from RefSeq and is a predicted model, not a curated record. Bases 1 to 516 code for a protein of 171 amino acids. NCBI's taxonomy places the organism in Eukaryota, Metazoa, Mollusca, Gastropoda, Aplysiida, Aplysiidae. The transcript has 5 exons.
AUGAUGGCUACUGAUAUAUCCUACUCAUUCCGAGUUGACACGGACCGGGAAGAGCAGCGCAUUAGCCUGACAACCACCACCACUGCUAGUGACGUUAUUUUGGUUCAAGUCGUUCACGUGACCCCAGCGAGGGACCCGCCAAGUGUUGAGGGCAGUGCUCGUCUCAUUGAGCCUGCCAUGAGGUCCUCAAUAUGGCGGUUCGAUUCCAGGGCGAACGUGAACUUCAAUGACCACACGCUGGACUGUGGCGGUGGACAGAUCCAACACCGCCUGAACGGCGGCCGCUGUGGUGUAUGUGGUGACGCCUACACCGGAUCCCGGGACAAUGAGCUAGGAGGACGCUACGACUCCGGCAUCAUCGCCAGACGGUACAGGAUGGGCAGUGACGUCACCAUGGUGGUGGACGUCCUGGCUCCAAGAGGAGGCUACUUCGAGGUCAAGCUGUGUCCGCGAGAUGAUCCCAACGUGCCAGUGACGCAGGAUUGUUUUAAUGGAUAUCCACUAAGGAAGUUCUGA